Molecule: messenger RNA, 888 nt
Organism: Aspergillus puulaauensis
Lineage: Eukaryota; Fungi; Ascomycota; Eurotiomycetes; Eurotiales; Aspergillaceae
Product: intradiol ring-cleavage dioxygenase
Exons: 3
Coding region: 1-888 (295 amino acids)
Biological process (GO): catechol-containing compound metabolic process
Molecular function (GO): ferric iron binding; catechol 1,2-dioxygenase activity
Source: RefSeq, a predicted model, not a curated record
AUGGCCACCCACCGCUUUGACCCCAAUUUCACCGACACUGUCGUCAGCGCGAUGGGCGACAAUGUCAACCCGCGGUUCCGACAGCUCAUGUCAUCGUUGAUUCGACAUGUACAUGACUUUGCGCGCGAGAACGAACUCACUAUUGACGAGUGGAUGGCCGGUGUGCAGCUCUUGAAUUGGGCGGGGCAGAUGAGCGAUGCGAAGCGCAAUGAGGGGCAGUUGGUUUGCGACGUUAUUGGUCUUGAGUCACUCGUCGAUGAAAUCACAUUCAAGCUCGCCGAUGAAGCCACCGACGCUCCAACCGCAACCGCAAUCCUGGGCCCCUUCUUCCGCGCCGACACACCUUUCCGCUCAAACGGGGAGAACAUCGUUAAGACCGUCCCGAAAGACGGCAAGGGCGAGAUCGCAUUCAUGAACGGGCGGGUUAUGGACUUUGAGACGAAGAAGCCGCUUGUUGGCGCGGUGGUUGAGGUGUGGCAGGCGUCCACGAAUGGGUUGUAUGAGCAGCAGGAUUCCGAGCAGGAGGAGUUCAAUCUCCGCGGGAAGUUUAAGACGGACGAGAAUGGGCUCUACUCGUUUUACUGUCUGCGGCCGACGCCAUACCCUGUUCCUGAUGAUGGACCUGCGGGGAAGUUGUUGAAGCUCAUGGAUAGACAUCCGUUCCGGCCGGCGCAUAUUCAUAUUAUCGCAACAUACGAUGGCUACAGGCCGCUCACAACCCAGAUCUUCGACCGCAAGGAUCCGUACCUGACGAACGACUCGGUCUUCGCGGUGAAGGACUCGCUGAUCGUUGAUUUUGUUGAGCGCAAGGGCGACCCUCAAGCUGGCAUUGAGCUGAACUACGAUGUAAGAUUGGUCGCGGAUGAGUCGAAGACUAACGGCGCUUGA